Messenger RNA from Aptenodytes forsteri (emperor penguin), 837 nucleotides. RefSeq names its product FK506 binding protein 14 (gene FKBP14). The coding region runs from base 76 to 573 and encodes 165 amino acids. The record is from RefSeq and is a predicted model, not a curated record. Lineage: Eukaryota; Metazoa; Chordata; Aves; Sphenisciformes; Spheniscidae. Gene Ontology annotation, molecular function: peptidyl-prolyl cis-trans isomerase activity; calcium ion binding. The transcript has 4 exons.
AUCCCCGCGGCUGACGUGAAGGUGGAGGUGCUGCAGAAGCCGUUCCUCUGCCACAGGAGGACCAAGUGGGGGGACAUGAUGCUGGUUCACUACGAGGGCUACUUGGAGAGGGACGGCUCCAUGUUUCACUCCACUCACAAGCAUAACAAUGGUCAACCUAUGUGGUUUACACUUGGCAUAAGGGAAGCUAUCAAAGGAUGGGACAAAGGUUUGAAGGACAUGUGUGUGGGAGAGAAGCGGAAGCUAACUAUUCCACCAGCCCUUGCUUAUGGAAAAGAAGGGAAAGGAAAAAUUCCACCUGAGAGCACGCUGAUUUUCAACAUUGACCUUCUGGAAAUUAGGAAUGGACCAAGGUCUCAUGAGUCAUUCCAAGAGAUGGAUCUUAACGAUGACUGGAAACUGUCCAAGCAAGAGGUGAAAAUUUACUUGAAGAAAGAAUUUGAAAAGCAUGGAGCAGUGGUAAAUGACACCCAGCAUGAUGCUUUGGUUGAAGAUAUAUUUGACAAAGAAGAUGAAGACAGUGAUGGGUUUAUAUCUGCAAGGGAAUUUACAUACAAGCAUGAUGAGCUGUAGAAAAGGGUGGCAUAAUUUUUUUGACACAAAUGGCAGUGACUUAGACUGUCUGGUUCUCUUGUCAUCUUAAUUCUGUGUUUUGGAGUUGACAGCUGCUGUUGGCAAAGAAACACUCUUUGUUUAUAUAAAAGAGAAUUUCUGUUCAUUAUGUACAAAUGUUUUAAACUAUUUUAAAGUAUGAAAAUGUACCUCCUUUUAUGCAGCAAAGACUUGCACAUCAGUGUUUUUUUAAAUUUUGUAUUAACUUAUUUUUCAGAAAUGAAA